Molecule: messenger RNA, 7264 nt
Organism: Girardinichthys multiradiatus
Lineage: Eukaryota; Metazoa; Chordata; Actinopteri; Cyprinodontiformes; Goodeidae
Product: calcium-activated potassium channel subunit alpha-1
Exons: 33
Coding region: 672-4442 (1256 amino acids)
Biological process (GO): transmembrane transport; potassium ion transport
Cellular component (GO): postsynaptic membrane
Molecular function (GO): large conductance calcium-activated potassium channel activity
Source: RefSeq, a predicted model, not a curated record
UCUUCCAACAAAUGGAUGAGACAGUCGGCCGCGGAGCUGGAGGACAGAAAAUCACAAAAAACGACAUCUUUUAUCCUAUUUAUAUGUAAUAUUUUAGAUUUUCACCGCGGGGAGCGCAUUCAACAGUGCGCAGAAUAAGAUGAGCUGCUGAAAGCUGCGCCGUCAAACAAGGUGGAGGAGUGAGUGAAUCAUCGACUGACGAGGACAGCGCUGCAUUUCUCUGUUUAUCAGAGAUAAUAAUAAGCAAACUGAUUAGAAAUAUAGGGAACAAUGUACGUUUUUUGGAGCUUGUACAUAAUGUGAUUAUUACGCACAGAUCAAACGGAUGACGCGCAACUCCAGUCGCGGACGCGCAUCGUGAGGCGCACCUUGAUUUCAGAAGUUCUUUUAAUUCUUCUUCUUCUUCUCUCUGCUGUCCACCCAACUUUGAACAAUACUUCCCUUGUCGUGAAUGCAGACGACAGGACACAAGGAGAGAAAGGCGCGGUGAUUGAACAUGCCUGAGCCGCUGUGGCAUCAGGGGGCGCUGGCUGGAGCUCCCCGAAGCGCCUGAAUCUCUCACUCUCUUUUCUGUCCGAGUUGGUUUGUUUGAUCCGAGGGGCCGAAAAGGUGACCAGAUGGCGUAGAAAGGAGAGAAAUUCAGUCCGGAUCCCUCGAUCCACAUAUCCAAGAUGAAUAUGAUCAUCCAGUUAUCGCCCGACGUGCUCUGUGACAGCAGCGGCCAGCGAAUGUGGUGGGCUUUCCUCGCUUCCUCCAUGGUUACUUUCUUUGGGGGGCUCUUCAUUAUCCUCCUGUGGAGGACCCUAAAGUACCUGUGGACCGUGUGUUGUCACUGUAACGCCAAGAAGAAGGAUGUCCACCGGAUCACCACAGGUGAUGGCAUUAAGCGUAUAGACAAAGAGGACGCUGUGGUGAGCGAGGUGGGCUGGAUGACAUCAGUGAAAGACUGGGCCGGAGUCAUGAUAUCCGCUCAGACUCUAACGGGAAGAAUCCUGGUAGUGCUCGUGUUCGUUCUCAGCAUUGGAGCCCUUGUAAUAUACUUCAUAGAUUCUUCUGAUCCCAUUGAGGACUGUCACAUUUUCUACAAAGACAUCACCUUGCAGAUUGACAUGGCAUUCAACGUGUUCUUCUUGCUCUAUUUUGGCCUCCGUUUUAUUGCUGCCAAUGACAAGCUUUGGUUCUGGCUUGAGGUGAAUUCGGUGGUGGACUUCUUCACAGUUCCUCCAGUGUUCGUGUCAGUGUACCUAAACAGGAGCUGGCUUGGUUUGAGGUUUUUAAGAGCCUUAAGAUUGAUGCAGUUCUCAGAAAUUUUACAAUUUUUGAAUAUUCUAAAGACAAGCAACUCCAUUAAGUUGGUGAACUUGUGUUCAAUCUUCAUAAGCACAUGGCUAACUGCGGCAGGCUUCAUUCAUUUGGUGGAAAACUCAGGGGAUCCUUGGGAAAACCAAAAUUCCCAAACACUUUCCUACUGGGAAUGUGUCUACCUUCUCAUGGUUACGAUGUCGACCGUCGGCUAUGGAGACGUUUAUGCAAAAACCACCCUUGGCCGCUUGUUUAUGGUCUUCUUUAUUCUUGGUGGUUUGGCCAUGUUUGCAAGCUACGUCCCUGAAAUCAUAGAGUUAAUAGGAAACCGCAAGAAAUAUGGUGGUUCCUAUAGUGCUGUUAAUGGGAGAAAACACAUCGUAGUCUGUGGUCACAUAACGCUCGAGAGUGUAUCCAACUUUCUAAAAGACUUCCUACACAAGGACAGGGAUGAUGUCAAUGUAGAAAUAGUUUUUCUCCAUAAUAUUUCCCCUAAUCUUGAGCUGGAAGCCUUGUUCAAGCGUCACUUUACCCAAGUAGAGUUUUACCAGGGGUCUGUCUUAAACCCACAUGACCUGGCCAGAGUCAAGAUUGAAUCAGCUGAUGCCUGCUUGAUCUUAGCGAACAAAUACUGUGCUGACCCUGACGCCGAAGACGCAUCCAACAUCAUGAGGGUAAUAUCUAUCAAGAACUAUCAUCCGAAGAUCAGAAUAAUAACGCAGAUGCUGCAGUACCACAAUAAGGCUCACCUUCUGAACAUCCCGAGCUGGAACUGGAAAGAAGGGGAUGACGCCAUUUGCCUUGCGGAGCUUAAACUAGGGUUUAUUGCCCAGAGCUGCCUCGCUCAAGGUCUCUCCACCAUGCUGGCCAACCUUUUCUCCAUGAGGUCCUUCAUCAAGAUUGAGGAGGACACAUGGCAGAAGUAUUACCUUGAAGGAGUAGCCAACGAGAUGUACACAGAGUACCUGUCAAGUGCCUUUGUUGGGUUAUCCUUCCCUGUCAUUUGCGAACUCUGCUAUGUGAAGCUGAAGCUACUGUUGAUAGCUAUAGAGCACAAGUCUGAUCAAAGAGAAAGCAGCACCCUGAUCAACCCUGGAAACCAUAUGAAAAUGCAGGAGGGGACCCUGGGCUUCUUUAUUGCAAGUGAUGCCAAAGAAGUAAAGAGGGCCCUGUUUUACUGCAAGGCCUGUCACGAUGAUAUAACAGAUCCCAAAAGAAUAAAGAAAUGUGGAUGCAAGAAAUUGAUAUAUUCCAAGACGCCCGCCUACAAGAGAAUGAGACUGGCAUGUUGCUUUGAUCGCGGCCGCUCAAAGUGUGAGCGCUCUUGCAUGCCGGUUAAUGUGCGUUGUAACUUGGACUACCCUCAUCGGGACAUACCACUCUCUCCUCUCUCUGUUAAUGAUUGCUCGGCCACUUUACGUGCCUCUAAAAAUAGCUAUAAUGGAUAUAUCAAAUCAAUUGAAGAGGACCAACAGACAGCUCUGUCACCCAAAAAGAAACAGCGUAAUGGAGGCAUGAGAAAUUCUCCAAACUCCUCGCCCAUGAUAACAAGACAUGACACGCUCCUCAUCCCGGGCAGCGAGCAGAUUGAAACCAUGGACGAGAACAUAAAGAAAUACGACUCCACGGGGAUGUUUCACUGGUGCCCGUCCAAGGACAUCGAGAAGGUCAUCCUGACCCGCAGCGAAGCAGCUAUGACUGUUCUGAGUGGACAUGUGGUUGUGUGCAUCUUUGGGGAUGUGAAGUCGGCACUGAUCGGUCUGCGAAACUUCGUGAUGCCCCUGAGAGCAAGCAACUUCCACUACCACGAACUGAAGCACAUUGUGUUUGUCGGUUCCCUGGAAUAUCUGAAGCGGGAGUGGGAAACUCUACACAAUUUCCCAAAACUAUCCAUUCUGCCAGGCACACCGUUGAGCAGGGCCGAUCUGAGGGCUGUCAACAUCAACCUCUGCGACAUGUGUGUCAUCCUGUCAGCCAAUCAAAACAAUACUGAUGAUGUAUCUCUGCAGGACAAAGAGUGCAUCCUGGCAUCACUUAACAUCAAAUCCAUGCAGUUUGACGACACCAUCGGGGUCUUGCAGGCCAAUUCUCAGGGCUUCACGCCACCAGGGAUGGACAGAUCCUCUCCCGAGAACAGCCCGGUCCACGGAUUAGUGCGGCAGACCUCUGUUACUACUGGAGCAAAUAUUCCCAUCAUAACAGAGCUUGCGCCAUUAGCAAAGCAAGGCAAAAAAGUGCCUGUGAUUUUAUUCAGUCAGGAUAAAAGCAGUGGGACCAGCAUUCAAAUGAUAACUGAGCUGGUUAAUGACUCGAAUGUUCAAUUUCUGGACCAAGACGAUGAUGACGAUCCAGACACAGAAUUAUACCUCACCCAGCCUUUUGCCUGUGGGACAGCUUUUGCAGUCAGCGUGCUUGACUCCUUAAUGAGUGCGACAUACUUCAAUGAUAAUAUCCUCACCCUGAUCCGGACAUUGGUAACAGGUGGUGCCACGCCGGAGCUUGAGGGUCUGUUGGCUGAGGAGAAUGCAUUACGUGGUGGCUACAGCACACCACAGACCCUGGCAAACAGGGACAGGUGUCGAGUGGCACAGCUGGCCUUGUACGACGGGCCCUUUGCUGACCUCGGGGAUGGUGGCUGUUAUGGGGACUUGUUCUGUAAAGCCCUGAAAACAUACAACAUGUUGUGUUUUGGCAUCUAUCGCUUAAGGGAUGCACAUCUAAACACACAAAGCCUGUGUACCAAACGGUACGUCAUCACCAAUCCUCCGUACGCAUUUGAACUCGUGCCCUCUGACCUCAUAUUCUGCCUGAUGCAGUUUGACCACAAUGCCGGCCAGUCGAGGACCAGCCUCUCCCACUCUUCCCACUCCUCGCACUCUUCGAGCAAAAAGAGCUCUUCUGUCCACUCAAUUCAAACCACCAACCGCGCCAACCGUGUCAAAAGCAGGGACUCACGAGACAAACAAAAGAUCAAUAGAGUUGGCCAAGAAAAGACAUGGUUUACAGAUGAGCCAGAGAAUACCCGCCUGAGGAACCUACAGAUCAAUCCUGUGAAUACUCUCACCGUCAAUCCAGUCGGUCACAAUAAAUCCACCAGUAGCUUGAUCCCAACCAUCAGAGAAGCCGAGGACGAGUGCUGAGCUCAAGACUCCAUGUCGACAUCUGGACAACCUGGUCAUCUUGAGAGGGUGUCAGUGUGGACCUUGGAUCAUUUCUUCACCUGCAAACAUAUAUUUUCAACCAGACAAACUGCUUUUUUCUUCCUUCAUCUUUGCAGCAAUGUAAUGCCUGAGCUGAUUUAGAAACAUGAAGACAAUCGUGACUAUGACUUACUUUUCAGUUUGCACAGCAGUGACCAGACUCCAUGACUGUUUCUUUGCUUGUUUAUUUCAUUUUGGGGAAUGAGGGUCAUUUGAGAAGAGCAAAACCAGAGGUGAUCAUAUGCCUUGUUGGAUGAAGGACUCUAAUCGUAAAAGUUGCCUUUUUCAGCUGUACAUGAACAAUUAAUCCAUUUGAGUCACAUAGUCUGGUUGAAGUAUUCUGUACAGUUUGUUAGAGUGUGUAUUUUACAUCCAGCUGCAACCCCCUAACCCAUCCCCCAUCACCACAGUGGCAUUGUUGAGGUCUGAUGCUGCGCACCAUUUACCACAGGAGUUGGACCUUGGAUCUGGGAAAUCCAGUUAGGGUUGGAAAUUAGCACUGGCCUAAUGUGGAUAAAGUGAUGGAUACAUUUCAUCAGCCCACAGGCCACAGGGGCAGGUUUGCAAUUUAAUUAGAUGUUUUAUAAAAUUUGCCUGCAAGAGACAUCAAUGCACCUGAGCUUCAGUUAGACUGCUGCAAAUGCCAUUAUUUGUAAAAGUGAAUAGUUUUGUGUCGUUACUUUCCUGGUAAGUGGUUGUUAGAAAUCAUGAAACUUUCUCAAGAGGAGCCAAAGAAUGAAGUUAAAUUGUAUUUUUUUUAAUGAGAAGCAAAGAAAGCACUAACAAAGACCCUUUAUGUGAGUGGCUAGUUUUAGAUGAGAGCAGGAAGUCAUAGUUUUGUUCUCAAUGGCAGCAACAUGUUCUGAGUAUUCUGGCCCUUUACCAUUGGAUGCAAUUGCAGUUUUGUACAUUUUGUAACCCAAAUUUAUUUGGACAUUUUGUAAUCACUUGACGACCAAUAACAGAUCAAAAUACUCAUCCGAGAACCAUUUCCAAACCUUUUCCACCUUCACGGGGACAUUUAUGGUGUGCCAUUCAACAGAAAAACAAAUCUGUUAGAAGGACAGAGGCAUUUGUUUUUUAAAUGCAACAACCAGGCUUCAUUGGUGUGCUUACUGGUCAACAGAAAAUAGUUUGAACCAGAUUUUGAUUAAAGUUCAGCAUUUUAAGUCUUCUUUGGUAGGAGUGUAUCAGCAUCCCCCUUCUUAAGUUGGCAUUAUAGUUUUUGUCCAGACUUUGUACAAUGAGACCAUUUUGUUCUUUUUAACCUCUCUGCAAACUAUAGUUUUAGCAAAAGGAUGUAGGUGAGCAAAUGUCAAGGAAGUACUACAAUAGAACACUUAAACUUUAUUUGUGAUAAAGCCUGAAUAUUCCAAGUUCACAGCAUGUCGGAUUUAGUUUUUCUGUCUUAGGACCCAAGGAACUCAGGUGCAAAUGGCGCGCAGCAUGGCACUUGGUGAUUUCUUUGCCAUUUGGAGCUAAUUCACAACAUUUGUAACAGUUAACAUCAGCCAGUGUCCAAAUUAAAAUGGCAUGUGGCUCCAGCCUUAUGUCUAUUCACAUGUACUUGUCUUAUCUUUGCCUUUUCAAGUCUACAAAUGUUUUAAAUGCUUAUUAGUUUAUGUUGCAAACCAAAAACCCCAAAAUAUCACUACAAAUAAAAAAAACAACACUGUAUUUUUUUAUGUUUUAUGAUAGAGCUGUUUUGUCCAUGAUCAAUUCAUUAACAUACAACACCAUAGACAGUUUCUAUGAUGGAGCAUGGCACAAUAUUCCAAGUUUGUAGACGAGUGGAUUUUUUUUUUUUUAUAAGCCACAUAUCGCAUGAAGUGGGCACUUUUAAGUCCUCCUUUGGCUGUAAGCACUGCCUGACACAGGAUUGUCUUGGAGGAAAUGAGGCAACUUGAAUGUACUCCAUGACCAAUCUUAAUGCCAUGAUCGCUUCAUUGCAUGGAUGCUCGACAAACAGCUCUAUCAUAAAAACUGGCAUGUGUCCAGAAAUCAGAAUUUUGAUCAAUCAAAAAUGAUCUUGAACAUGACUUUUAAAUCAACAAAUAUCGUUGUUUUAGUAUCAGAGAAUGAAGAGCAAUCAUGUCUUAUUUAAACAAUGGAACAUAACUAUAUUGGCACUGUUGUCACUUUACCUUAGGAUCCAUGGACGGGAAGUAAAGAAGUAAUAACAGUAAAUGAGAUUCUGAAUCCACAUAUGAUGCUUCACAGCCUUGCCUAGAAUUUGUGUUGGAUGUUCAAGGAAAAAAAAUAAGGCCUGUGACAUUUUUACUGGCGCUGAGAACAUCCAAGCUGUCCAUCCCUCAGUGCCAGUAAUGUGCCAGGCAGUGCUGAAGCCAACGGAGGACUCUACGAAGACCCACUAAUGCGAAAAGAGGCAUCUAGUUUUGCUUUCUCACUAUGAGUAAACUAUCUUUUCAAACAUCUUAAAAACAGCUUUCACCACCAUUACAAAGCAAUGCAUUACAUGUAAAUCUGUAAAACUUAAUGCAAACUAUUUCUCUGUAGCGUGUUCCUGUUUGACGGUACCUGUGGUGUUGAGACGUGUUCAGCAUUGCAGACUUGCUUGUAAUAUUUUUGUGCAUUUUUCAGCACAUUCACUCAUCAAACAGUGACAGUUCUUAGUUGAUAUAUACGUCACUAUACACAGAAACAAAAUUAUUGUCUUGUAUAAAUUUGCUUGUACAUAAACUGUACAUGAUUUCAUUUUGUAUUUUCACUAAUUAAAAGCAGAUGUAUUGUGUUCUACUAAA